Messenger RNA from Culex pipiens pallens (northern house mosquito), 7894 nucleotides. Its product is annotated as serine/threonine-protein kinase Tor-like. Bases 229 to 7632 code for a protein of 2467 amino acids. The record is from RefSeq and is a predicted model, not a curated record. Gene Ontology annotation, biological process: negative regulation of macroautophagy; TOR signaling; protein phosphorylation. Gene Ontology annotation, molecular function: protein-containing complex binding; protein binding; protein serine/threonine kinase activity. Gene Ontology annotation, cellular component: TORC2 complex; nucleus; TORC1 complex. The transcript has 5 exons. NCBI's taxonomy places the organism in Eukaryota, Metazoa, Arthropoda, Insecta, Diptera, Culicidae.
CGCCGCUGUCAAAAGUGACCAAACCCACCAUUAGCGUGUAGUGUGCUAGGUGUCAAAGCCGUGCAAAUCGUGAAGAAAAUUCGGAAAUUUCCCUGCAAAACGCGCCCCAAACCGGCCCAAAAGUGCUGAAAAUGGUGCAUUAAGCUGCGCCGGUUUGUUUACAAAACAAGAUCGAAGCUGUUGCGCGAAACGAGUUUGUUUUGGUUUUAAUCGAAUUGAGUUACGAAAAUGUCGAACUCGGUGCAGCAGUUUGUGAACGGGCUGAAGAGCCGCAACAAGGACACGCAGAACAAGACGGCCCAGGAGCUGUCGCUGUACGUCAAGACGGAACUCCGGGAGAUGCCGUACGACGAUUUGGUGGCGUUUUUCGAGGAUUUUAAUCACCACAUUUUCGAGAUGCUUUCGAGCGCCGACACGAACGACAAAAAGGGGGGCGUGCUGGCCAUAAAUUGCCUCAUCAGUGGGGACGUGGUCAACACGACGACGCAGAUUUCGCGUUAUUCGAACAAUUUGCGCCAGCUGCUGCCGUCGAGUGAUAUCUGCGUGAUGGAGUUGGCGGCGAAGGUGCUGGUCAAGCUGGCCCUGCUGCCCGGUUCGAAGGGUGCGGAAUCGUUCGAGUUCGACAUCAAACGUGCCUUCGAGUGGUUGACGGAGGAGCGAACGGAGCCGAAGCGGCACGCGGCGGUGUUGAUCUUGCGGGAGCUGGCAGUGGCCAUGCCGACGUUCUUCUACCAGCAGGUGGGAAGCUUCUUCGACCACAUUAUGGUCGCGAUCAAGGACCCGAAGCCGAUGAUUCGCGAGGGAGCGGGUCAGGCGUUGCGCGCCGUUUUGAUUGUGACCUCGCAGCGCGAGGGAACGAAACAGAACAACAACCCGCAGUGGUACAACCACUGUUACGACAGUGCGAUGGAGUGCUUCAACGAGGUGCCGACGCGGGAGAAGGGCUUCAGCCGGGACGACCGGAUUCACGGUGCGAUGAUUGUGUUUAACGAAAUUUUACGGAGCUCGAAUUCGGCGUGGGAGAAGAAGUACAUCCAGCUGGAGAGUUUGAACGUUGAUCGGAGGGCGCGUCCGACGGAGGACGGACACGGGAUAUUCCCGCGCAUUCGAGUGCCGUUUAUGGAUAAGUUGAGCGGGUCGAGCGGUGGUUCCGGGUACAGUUCAAGAUAUCACGACAGUAGCGAUAUGAAAUUCUUCCGGCAGAACAGCUCGAUUCAGGAGUCGGCGCUGUGUCGUGCGUUGGUCAACGACAAUUACGACUUGAUCUGCCAGAAGGUGAUGGAGCAGCGCGUUUCCAAAUCCCCGUACGUGAUGCAGACGCUGCUGACGAUCCUGCCGCGGCUGGCCGCGUUCAACAGACGAGAGUUUGUGGAAAAACACCUGAAGUCCGUCGUGAGUUAUCUAAUCGGAACGUUGAAGAGCAAGGAGAGAGAACGUAAUUUAGCAUUCAUAACGCUUGGAUAUAUCGCGGUCGCGGUUGAAAAAGAAAUGGAACGUUACGUGAAACGGAUAAUGGAGGUAAUAACAGCUGCCCUCCCAUCAAGAGACACCCCCAGCAAGAAGAAACCCGCCGUCGAUCCGUCCGUGUUCAUGUGCAUUACGCUGCUCGGUCACGCCCUCAAAUCUGCCAUCACUUCGGACGUUUCCAAAAUCCUCGCCUCGAUGCUCUCAACCGGACUCAGCACCGGUCUAACCGUCUGCCUGCACGAACUCUGCGAAAACGUCCCCCAGGUCAAGCAGGACAUCACCAGCGGCCUCCUCAAGAUCCUGUCCUGCGUCCUCAUGAACAAACCCCUUCAACCGUGGCAACCGACCAAAACCCAGUCCGCGAUCAACACGAACGUGUACGAGCAGCACGUGCAGGACACUCCGACGACGGUGCUGGCACUGCGAACGCUCGGCACGUUCAACUUUGAAGGCCACAGCUUGCUCCCAUUUGUGCAGCGUUGCGCGGACCACUUCCUGGUCAGCGAGCAGCAGGAAAUCCGCAUCGAGGCGGUCCAGACGUGCACGCUGCUGUUGAAGCUCGCGCUGCAGUCGGUGGACUCGGCGGACGGGUCGGAAACGCUCACGCAAACCGUCGGGAACGUGCUGGAGAAGAUCUUGAUCGUGGGGAUUACGGACGUGGAUCCGAAUGUGAGAUUGCGCGUGUUGAAAUCGCUCGACGAUAGCUUCGACUCGCAGCUGGCUCAACCGUGGUUCUUGAGCUCGUUGCUGAUCACGAUGAACGAUGAGGUUUUUGAGAUUCGCGAACUCGCGAUCAUCAUCAUUGGUCGCCUGUCGGCGAUCAACCCGGCGUACGUGAUGCCGAGUCUGCGCAAGACGAUGGUGCAGAUAUUGACGGAGCUGGAGCACUCCGGGAUGAGUAGGAAUAAGGAGCAGAGCGCGAGGAUGUUGGACCACUUGAUUGUGAGUACGCCGCGGCUGAUUUCCUCGUACAUGCGGCCGAUUCUGACGAUUUUGGUGCCGAAGCUGAAGGAGCCGGAGUCGAAUCCGGGCGUGAUGUUGAACGUGCUGCGGGCGAUUGGAGACUUGGCGGAGGUUAAUGGGGGGCAGCAGGUGCUGGAGAAUUGGUCGGAUGAGCUGUUGGCCACACUGCUGGAGAUGUUGAGCGAUGCCGGAUCGACGGACAAGCGUGCCGUUGCGCUGUGGACUCUCGGACAGUUGGUGAGCGCGACCGGGCAGGCCGUUUCCCCGUACCACAAAUACCCGAACUUGAUCGACAUCCUGAUCAACUUCCUCAAAACCGAGCAGCAAUCGUACGUACGACGGGAGACGAUUCGCGUCCUCGGCCUGCUCGGCGCCCUCGAUCCGUACAAACACAAGAUGAACCGUGGCCUGAUCGACAGCCAAACCAACAACAUUCUGAUUUCCAUCUCGGACACCAAAACCGAAGAAUACACCGACCUGUCAACCUCAGAAAUGCUCAUCAACAUGGGCAACCAGCUCGAGGAGUACUACCCGGCCGUGGCCAUCUCCACCCUGAUGAAGAUCUUGCGCGAUCCGACCCUGUCCGCGCACCACAUCAGCGUCGUCCAGGCGAUCACGUUCAUCUUCAAAAGUCUCGGCAUCAAGUGCGUCCCGUACCUGUCGCAAGUCCUCCCCAGUCUGCUCGGAAACAUCCGCAACGCCGAAAUGAACCUGAAAGAGUUCCUCUUCCAGCAGCUAUCGAUCCUCAUCGAGAUCGUCAAGCAGCACAUCAUCAGCUUCAUGGACGAAAUCUUCCAGCUGAUCAAAACCUUCUGGAACAGCAACUACCCACUGCAGUCAACUUUAAUCAUUCUAGUUGAGAAGAUCGCGAUCGCGCUCGGCUGCGAGUUCAAGAUCUACCUUCCCCAGCUCAUGCCGCAAAUUCUCCGCGUCCUCCUGCACGACAACUCAACGAACCGGGUCGUCACCGUCAAGCUGCUCUCCGCGCUGCAAAAGUUCGGCAACAAUCUGGACGACUACCUGCACCUGAUCAUCCCGGCCGUCGUCAAGCUGUUCGAACCGAUCGACGUCCCCUUCGCCGUGUCCCUAGCCGCCCUCGAAACCAUCAACUACCUGGCGGAAAUCCUCGAUUUCACCGACUUCUCCUCCAGAAUCAUCCACCCCCUUGUUCGCGUCCUCGACAACCACCCCGGCCAACUCCAAACCGCCGCCCUCCAAACCCUCUGCUCGAUCAUGAUCCAACUCGGCAAAAAGUACCUCGUCUUCGUCCCCCUCGUCAACCGCGUCAUGAUCAAGCACAAAAUCUCCUACACCGAGUACAACAAACUCCUGACCAAGCUCCAAAGCAGCACCACGCUCGCCCUGGACGACGAGUUCCGUCUCCGUCAAGCCCGCUUCAAAAACCGCGAACUCUCGCUCGCCUCCGACACCACGAUCCGCAAGCUGAACGUCUCAACCGUCGACCUGCAGCUCGCCUUCAAAGCCAACCGACGCGUCUCCAAAGACGACUGGCUCGAGUGGCUCCGCCGGCUCAGCAACGGCCUCCUCAAAGAGUCCAAAAGCCCGGCGCUGCGAAGUUGCCGCACCCUGGCCCAAAACUACCCCCAGCUGUUGAAGGACCUGUUCAACGCGGCGUUCGUGUCCUGCUGGACCGACCUGCCCGACAACCUGAAGGAGGAGCUUUCGUCCAGCUUGCGGCAGGCGUUGAUGGUCCCCGAUCUACCGGAAAUCACCCAGACGAUCCUCAACCUUGCCGAGUUCAUGGAGCACUGCGAGAACGACUCGCUGCGCAUCGACCCGAAGAUCCUCGGCGAACGUGCGAUGGAGUGUCGAGCGUACGCGAAAGCCCUCCACUACAAGGAGGAAGAGUUUCACAACAUGAAGGAGAAGGAUCACGCCGUGUUCGAGUCGUUGAUCCUGAUCAACAACAAGCUGCAGCAGAAGGAGGCCGCCGAGGGCCUGCUGGAGUACGCGAUGGAACAUCGCAGCGCGUCCGAGGAGAUGAAGGUCCAGGUUCGGUGGUACGAGAAGCUGCACAGCUGGGAGAAGGCACUCUCGCUGUACGAGGAGAAGCUGGUGGCGAACGCGAACGACCUCGAGUCGCGACUCGGUCAGAUGCGAUGCCUGGAGGCGCUCGGAGAGUGGUCUUCGCUGCACACGCUCACCAAGGACAAGUGGGAGGUGCUCGGGAAUGAGGGCCAGAGCAAGGCUGGGAGGUUGGCGGCGGCCGCCGCCUGGGGCUUGCGCGAUUGGGAAGGAAUGCACGAGUUUGUCAAGUUUAUCCCCGAGGACACGCAGGACGGGUCGUUCUACAGGGCGGUGCUCGCCGUUCACCACGGCGAGUACGAGCUGGCGCAGACGUUGAUCGACGACACGCGCGACCUGCUCGAUACGGAGCUGACCGCUAUGGCUGGAGAGUCGUACGAGCGCGCGUACGGAGCGAUGGUGUGCGUCCAGAUGCUGGCGGAACUCGAGGAAGUCAUCCAGUACAAACUGAUCCCGGAAAGGCAGGAAACGAUCAAGCAGAUGUGGUGGGAUCGCCUCCUGGGUGGUCAACGCCUCGUCGAAGAUUGGCAACGCAUCCUCCAAGUUCACUCGCUGGUCGUCAACCCGGCGAACGACGUCCGAACCUGGCUCAAGUUCGCCUCGCUCUGUCGCAAGAGCGGAUCACUCAAAUUAUCAGAAAAGACCCUAGUCAUGCUACUCCGGUACGAUCCCUCCGAAUUCCCCGAACACGCUCUCCAGCACAGCGAGCCGGACAUUAGCUUCGCCUACACCAAGCACAUGUGGAUGGCCGGCCAGCGCAAACGCGCCUACGACCAACUCAACUCCCUCGUCGCGGACAUGAGCGCCGAGAAGAACUUCGAAACCGAGGAAAAGGACGAAAACCGCCGACUGCUCGCCCGCUGCUACAUGAAGCUCGGCCAGUGGCAGAACCAACUCCAAGGACUCAACGAGCAGUCCAUCCGGGGCAUCCUCGCGUGCUACGAAAAAGCCACCAAGCACGACUCCAACUGGUACAAGGCGUGGCACCUUUGGGCCUACAUGAACUUCGAGGUCGUCCAGAACCAAAAACAACAGGAAGACCUCCAAAAGAACCCCGGCGGAGACAAGGAAAAGUGCAUGAUCAAGCAGUACGCCGUCCCCGCCGUCGAAGGCUUCUUCCGCUCGAUCAACCUCUCCCAAGGCAACUCCCUCCAGGACACCCUCCGCCUCCUCACCCUCUGGUUCGACUACGGCCAAUACCCCAAAGUCUUUGACGCCCUCGUCGAGGGCAUGCGCAUGAUCGAGAUCAACACCUGGCUCCAGGUCAUCCCCCAGCUAAUCGCCCGCAUCGACACCCCGCGCAACCUCGUCGGCGAACUCAUCCACCAACUCCUCAACGACAUCGGCAAGUGUCACCCGCAAGCCCUCGUCUACCCGCUAACGGUGGCCUCGAACUCCGCAUCAAGCGCACGACGCCAAGCCGCUCACAAGAUCCUCGGCUCGAUGGGCGAACACUCGUCCACCCUGGUCAACCAGGCGAUCAUGUGCAGCGAAGAGCUGAUCCGGGUGGCGAUCCUGUGGCACGAGCAGUGGCACGAAGGGUUGGAGGAGGCGUCCCGGCUGUACUUUGGCGAGCGGAACAUCAAGGGGAUGUUUGAGACGCUGGAACCGUUGCACCAGAUGCUGCAGCGCGGGCCGCAGACGCUCAAGGAGACGUCGUUCAACCAGGCGUACGGACGGGACUUGAACGAAGCGCAGGAGUGGUGCAAGCAUUAUAAGAACUCCGGCAAUAUUCGCGAUCUGAACCAAGCGUGGGACCUGUACUACCACGUGUUCCGGCGGAUCUCCCGCCAACUGCCGCAGCUGACCUCGCUGGAGCUGCAGUACGUGAGUCCGAAGUUGCUCGCGUGUCGCGACCUGGAGCUGGCCGUCCCCGGAAGUUACACCCCGGGUCAGGAGUUGAUCCGCAUCGCGAGCAUCCAGUCGAACUUGCAGGUCAUCACGUCGAAGCAGCGACCGCGGAAGUUGUGCAUUCGUGGUUCCAACGGCAAGGAGUACAUGUUUUUGCUGAAGGGUCACGAAGAUCUGCGCCAGGACGAGCGGGUGAUGCAGCUGUUUGGGCUGGUCAAUACGCUGCUGCUGAACGAUCCGGACACGUUCCGGCGUAAUUUGACGAUCCAGCGGUACGCGGUCAUUCCGUUGAGCACGAACUCCGGGUUGAUUGGGUGGGUUCCGCACUGCGACACGCUGCAUACGCUCAUUCGGGACUAUCGGGACAAGAAGAAGACGAUGCUGAACAUUGAGCACCGGAUAAUGUUGCGGAUGGCGCCGGAUUAUGACCAUUUGACGUUGAUGCAGAAGGUCGAGGUGUUUGAGUACGCGCUGGAGCUGACCAAGGGUGAUGAUUUGGCGAAGUUACUUUGGCUGAAGAGUCCCUCGUCGGAGGUUUGGUUCGAUCGGAGGACGAAUUAUACGAGGUCGUUGGCGGUGAUGUCGAUGGUUGGGUAUAUUCUCGGGUUGGGCGAUCGCCAUCCGUCGAACCUGAUGCUGGACCGGUUGAGCGGCAAGAUUCUGCACAUUGACUUUGGCGAUUGCUUUGAGGUCGCAAUGACGCGCGAAAAGUUCCCCGAGAAGAUCCCGUUCCGCCUGACCCGGAUGCUGAUCAACGCGAUGGAGGUCACCGGCAUCGAGGGCACCUACCGGCGAACCUGCGAAAGUGUCAUGCACGUGCUCCGCCGCAACAAGGACAGCCUGAUGGCCGUCCUCGAGGCGUUCGUGUACGAUCCGCUGCUCAACUGGCGCCUGCUGGACGCGGACAAGAACCGCCGCUCGAAGAACGCCACCGACGUGGACAGCACGACGGAAAGCAUGGAAGAAACGCUCGACCUGCUGACGAUCAACGCGCGCAAUCUCCGCAUGAACGAAGCGAACACGGCGGCAACGGCAGCGGCGGCCGCAGCAGCAGCAGCAGCCGCGGGAGGAGGUGACGCCGGUGCCGGAGGAAUCGACCAGGGCAGCAACUGUGUGGCGAAUCCGGCCGAGGCCACCAACAACAAGGCGCGGGCCAUCGUGGAUCGCGUCAAGCAGAAACUCACCGGCAAAGACUUUAACACGGCCGAGGUGGACGUGCAGCGGCAGAUCGAUCUGCUGAUUCAGCAGGCCACCAACAACGAGAAUCUGUGCCAGUGUUACAUCGGGUGGUGUCCGUUUUGGUAGAGAGAGUGAGGGAGAUUAUCGUGAACGCAAAGUGUUGCUGUAUAUAAUUUUUCUUUGUUUCGUUGUAUUAUUUUUGCGGCUUGGCAUGUGUUUACCAUUGGGAUGUUACACUCUAUCUAUAAUAUUAUCUACUUCUAUUACUAUUAUUAUUAUGCUACCAUAACCAUAACCGAUAACUACUAAAUAUUAAAAGAAAAUAUUAUUAUUAUUACAAACGAAGCAAUUGCUAUUGAGGCGCGGAAUAAAGAAUAACAAAAUAAAA